CAAGCUAAGAGCUGUCCCCAGUGCUUUUGUGUGCUGUGCUAUGAGCAUUGCUGCAGGGAGCCGAGGAGGGAGCAUUGAAAAGCUGGAAAACCACGACAUGAGUGCAGUGACCUAUGAUGACGUGCAUGUCGACUUCACUUGGGAAGAAUGGACUUUGCUGAAUCCUUCCCAGAAGAGUCUCUACAGAGAUGUGAUGGUAGAGACCUACAGAAACCUCACUACUAUAGGAUACAGUUGGGAAGACCAUAAUAUUGAAGAACAUUGUCAAAGUUCUAGAAGACAUGAAAGUUAUCUUCACAGGUAUGAAAAAACAUCUACUAGAUUGAAACCCUAUGAAGGAUAUGAGUGUGGUAAAGCCUUUGCACAUCACAGUCAUCUUCAAAGGCAUGAUAGAACAUACACUGGAGAGAAACCCUAUGAAUGUAAUCAAUGUUGUAAAACCUUUACAUGUCACCGUACUCUUCAAAUGCAUGGAAGAACCCAUACUGGAGAGAAGCCCUAUGAGUGUAAUCAGUGUGAUAAAGCUUUUGCACGUUCCAGUAGUCUUCAAAAACAUAAAAGAUUACAUACUAGAGAUAAGCCCUAUGAAUGUAAUCAGUGUGGUAAAACCUUCACACAGCAUAGUAAUCUUCAAAGUCAUGAAAGAAGCCAUACUGGAGAGAAACCCUAUAAAUGUAAUCAGUGUGGUAAAACCUUCACACGGCACAGUCAUCUUCAAUGUCAUGAAAGAACCCAUACUGGAGAGAAACCCUUUGAAUGUAAUCAGUGUGGUAAAGCCUUCUCCCGGCACAGUCAUCUUCAAUGUCAUGAAAGAAGCCAUACUGGAGAGAAACCCUAUAAAUGUAAUCAGUGUGGUAAAGCCUUCACAAGUCAUAGUUAUCUUCAAUGUCAUGAAAGAACACAUACUGGAGAGAAACCCUAUGAAUGUAAUCAGUGUGGUAAAGCCUUCGCACAGCACAUUAAUCUACAAAGUCAUAAAAGAAUCCAUACUGGAGAGAAACCCUAUGAAUGUAAUCAGUGCGGUAAAGCCUUUUUGUGUCACAGUUAUCUCCGAAUGCAUGAAAGAAGCCAUAGUGGAGAGAAACCCUAUGAAUGUAAUCAGUGUGGUAAAGCCUUUGUAUAUCACAGUAGUCUCCAAACACAUGAAAAAACCCAUACUGGAGAGAAACCCUAUAAAUGUAAUCAGUGUGGUAAAGCCUUUGUACAGUCCAGUCAUCUUCAAAGUCAUGAAAGAAGCCAUACUGGAGAGAAACCCUAUGAAUGUGAUCAGUGUGGUAAAGCCUUUGCAUAUCAUAGUAGUCUCAAAAAACAUAAAAGAACCCAUACUGGAGAGAAACCCUAUGAAUGUAAUCAGUGUGGUAAAGCCUUUGUAUAUCACAGUAGUCUCCAAACACAUGAAAAAACCCAUACUGGAGAGAAACCCUAUGAAUGUAAUCAAUGUGGUAAAGCCUUUGCACAGCCCAGUAAUCUUCAAAGUCAUAAAAGAAGCCAUACUGGAGAGAAACCCUAUGAAUGUAAUCAAUGUGGUAAAGCAUUCGCACGGCACAGUCAUCUUCAAUGUCAUGAAAGAACCCAUACUGGAGAGAAACCCUAUGAAUGUAAUCUGUGUGGUAAAGCCUUCACACGUCACAGUCAUCUUCAAAGUCAUGAAAGAAGCCAUACUGGAGAGAAAGCCCUAUGAAUGUAAGCAGUGUGGUAAAGCCUUUGUAUGCCACAGUAGUCUCCAAACACAUGAAAGACCACAUACUGGAGAGAAACCCUAUGAAUAUAAUCAAUGUGGUAAAGCCUUUGCAUUUACAGUAAUCUCUGAAAACAUAAAAGAACCCAUG
This is a messenger RNA of Arvicola amphibius (Eurasian water vole), 1829 nucleotides long. RefSeq names its product zinc finger protein 431-like. Lineage: Eukaryota; Metazoa; Chordata; Mammalia; Rodentia; Cricetidae. The transcript is spliced from 4 exons. Gene Ontology annotation, biological process: regulation of DNA-templated transcription. The coding region runs from base 41 to 1681 and encodes 546 amino acids. The record is from RefSeq and is a predicted model, not a curated record.